Gymnodraco acuticeps is the source of this 1457-nucleotide messenger RNA. Its product is annotated as zinc finger protein 479-like. Bases 256 to 1323 code for a protein of 355 amino acids. The record is from RefSeq and is a predicted model, not a curated record. Lineage: Eukaryota; Metazoa; Chordata; Actinopteri; Perciformes; Bathydraconidae. Gene Ontology annotation, biological process: regulation of transcription by RNA polymerase II. Gene Ontology annotation, molecular function: RNA polymerase II cis-regulatory region sequence-specific DNA binding; DNA-binding transcription factor activity, RNA polymerase II-specific. The transcript has 3 exons.
CAGGACCCAGUGUUCCCAGAGAGGACCUGAAGCAGCUCUGUGGUCUUCAUCAGGACCCAGUGUUCCCAGAGCGGACCUGAAGCAGCUCUGUGGUCUUCAUCAGGACCCAGUGUCCCCAGAGCGGACCUGAAGCAGCUCUGUGGUCUUCAUCAGGACCCAGUGUUCCCAGAGAGGACCUGAAGCAGCUCUGUGGUCUUCUCAGUGUUUCCAGCUUAAAAGCAGAGACCCAGCCGGAGAAGGAGAACUGGGAGCAUUAUGGAGGAGAACAAGGAGACCCCUGGAGCUCAGAAACCAAAAGGAAGAGAGAGAUGUCACAGCUGUCAGCAAUGUGACAAAUCCUUUACAACAUCUGGAAAUUUAAAGAGCCACCUGCUUAUUCACACAGGAGAAAAACCGUAUAGCUGUGAAGAGUGUGGGAAAACUUUCACUACAUCAGGUGCUCUCAAAACACAUCAACGUAUUCAUACUGGAGAAAAACCAUACAGCUGUGAAGAGUGUGGGUCAACUUUCACUAAAUCAGAUGCUCUCAAAACACAUCACCGUAUUCAUACUGGAGAAAAACCUUACAGCUGUGAAGAGUGUGGGACAACUUUCACUAGAUCAGAUGCUCUCAAAUCACAUCAACGUAUUCAUACUGGAGAAAAACCAUACAGCUGUGAAGAGUGUGGGACAACUUUCACUAGAUCAGAUGCUCUCACAUCACAUCAAUGUAUUCAUACUGGUGAAAAACCGUACAGCUGUGAAGAGUGUGGGAAAACGUUCACUCAAUCAGGUAAUCUCAAAAGACAUCACCGUAUUCACACUGGAGAAAAACCGUACUGGUGUGAAGAGUGUGGGAAAACGUUCACGAGAUCAAGUCAUCUCAAAAAACAUCACCUUAUUCACACUGGAGAAAAACCUUACAGCUGUGAAGAGUGUGGGAAAACGUUCACUACAUCAGAUGCUCUCGCAUCACAUCACCGUAUUCAUACUGGAGAAAAACCGUACUGGUGUGAAGAGUGUGGGACAACUUUCACUCAAUCAGGUGGUCUCAUAACACAUCAACGUAUUCAUACUGGUGAAAAACCGUACAGCUGUGAAGAGUGUGGGAAAACAUUCACUACAUCAAGUGCUCUCAAAAAACAUCACCGUAUUCACACUGGAGAAAAACCGUACUGGUGUGAAGAGUGUGGGAAAACUUUCACUCAAUCAGGUGCUCUCAAAUCACAUCUUCGUGUUCACACACUCUUAAAACCGUACUGGUGUGAAGAGUGUGGGAAAACUUUCACUCAAUCAGGUGCUCUCAAAUCACAUCUUCCUGUUCACACACUCUUAAAACCAUAGUGGUGUUAAGAGUGUGGGAAAACUUUUUCUUAAAGUAUUCACCUUAAAGUCCAUGAGCGAGUUUCACUGUUCAUUAAUCUGCCGAGUAGUUUCUCCAAUAAUCUGUUUGUUUAAUAAAAUGUUGUGACUUUAAA